UGAUGAUAAUACUUGGAGCUGGCGAUGGACUCGUGGUUGAAGUGAAGACUGAAGUCUGAAGAGACGAACUGCAACAUUUUGGUCUUUGGUAUGUUGGCGUGGGUUGUGCGGGAGGGGAAUUAUGGCGGACACUUGUUUGGGACCCCCCUUCUCUAUUCCUUCCUUAAAUGCCUUUACUUCUUUCCCGUUUUCUCUCUUCCAUUUCCAUCCUAUUUGUCUCUCUUCGCCUUCUAGAAGCAGCAGCAGCAGAGACAGAUCUCUCUCCUUCUCUCUCAUGGCUUCCUCCGCUCGUACCUCUCCCACGCACAACUGCCACUCCUCCGUACCCACUGCUCAUCAGCCCUCACUGGUGGUUUUCUCGGUACACAGGUGGAACAGCCUUUAAUGGUGUUGCCGAAGAGCUUAAGAAGUUAACUACUUGUGUUGCUCAUGUUCUUCCUGUUUCUGAUGAUGGUGGAAGUACAGCUGAGAUUGUCCGAGUUCUUGGUGGCCCUGCAGUUGGGGACAUACGGUCAAGAUGCUUGAGACUGUCUGAUCAAAGUACCUCUGAGGCCCUUGCUGUGAGAACAUUGCUUGGUCAUCGACUACCUCUUGAUGCACAAAAAGCAAAGCUAGAGUGGUAUGAUAUUGUGGAAGGGAACCAUAACCUUUGGAAAGGCAUCUCAAAACCUUACAGGGAAACUAUACGAGCUUUCUUGGCUUACUUUCAAGACCAGAUUCUUCGGCGCUCAGAAGACUUGUUUUGUUUUAGUAAUGGAAGCAUUGGGAAUUUUUUCUUUGCAGGAGCACGGACAUUUUUUCAGUCUCUAGAUGCUGCAAUCUUUUUGUUUUCACGUGUUUCUGAUAUUCCAACCGAAAGUCUUGUUCUUCCUGUGAUAUCCACUAACGAGAGGCUUACGUUGGGCUGUGAAUUACGGGAUGGUACCAUUAUACGUGGACAGAAUGCAAUAUCUCACCCAACAAAUGGACGCAUGGAACCCAUAAACAAGGGGAUCUCUUCAUCUCCUGCACUUGCUUCAAAAAUAAAACGAGUGUUCUACAUGUCAAGUGAAGGAAGCAACUUAUUGCAUGAGGUUUUCCCUGCUGUAAAUCCAACGGUCUUGGAAAAGUUGAGAAAUGCAGACUGCAUCGUAUUUGCCAUGGGAUCGCUCUUUACUUCCAUCUGCCCUUCUCUGGUUUUACUCGGAGUUGGGGAAGCCAUCGCUUCACGGUCAUGCCCCAAGGUGCUUCUGUUGAAUGGUACACACGACCGUGAAACCAGUGGCUUUACUGCUUCCUGCUUUGUGACAGCCAUCACCGAUGCCCUAAACCGAACUUACGAGGAUCGUUGCAAUUGCCUUAAAAAUCCCCCAAAUAGAUAUAUCAAUACGCUUCUGGUGCCAAAAGACGGCCAAGUUCCGAUGGAUGUUGAUCGCCUCACUUCCCAAGGGAUUCGUAAUGUGGUGACUGUAGAUUCAGUCCAUGACCCGAAAGUCGGUGCAAUUUUCGACCCAAAAUCAUUAAUCCAAGCACUUGCAGGUUUGAUCAUACAAACAUGAGAAAAACCGCAACCUUUUAUAUUAUGAGAUUGAAGAGCCAGCAGAGGAAGUAUAUUUGGCUAUGAAGUUAGUAAUGCUUUGACUGCCUUCUCAGAAUUUGACAGUGAUCCUAGGAGGAUACAAGGUUUUUCAUUGAUUCUAGUACAGCUAUUGGACAUAUAGGGAAGUUAUAGAAGAAGCCUUUGUUGGAUCCACAGUUGAUAUGUGAUCAGAAUUAAUGUACAGUGUAGUUCAUUCACUUCAAAUUACAAAUGCUCUUUCACAUCACAAAUAUAUCACUCUAUUCCUAUAUUAUCACGAAAGACAUUGGGGUUUUUUUG
This is a messenger RNA of Ipomoea nil (Japanese morning glory), 1858 nucleotides long. RefSeq lists its product as uncharacterized. The record is from RefSeq and is a predicted model, not a curated record. Gene Ontology annotation, molecular function: LPPG:FO 2-phospho-L-lactate transferase activity. Lineage: Eukaryota; Viridiplantae; Streptophyta; Magnoliopsida; Solanales; Convolvulaceae. The transcript has 13 exons. The coding region runs from base 168 to 1538 and encodes 456 amino acids.